Molecule: messenger RNA, 1180 nt
Organism: Ostrinia nubilalis (European corn borer)
Lineage: Eukaryota; Metazoa; Arthropoda; Insecta; Lepidoptera; Crambidae
Product: putative nuclease HARBI1
Exons: 5
Coding region: 253-1026 (257 amino acids)
Source: RefSeq, a predicted model, not a curated record
AGUUUCAUUAAACGAUAUAGGUUGAGCAAAGAAUUAGUUAUCAAUUUAUGCGAAGAACUAAGACCGCAUCAUGUCGCUGGGCCCUCAAGAGCGUCGGAUUUGUCGCUGGAAAGAAAGGUGUUAAUUGCAUUAUCAUUCUAUGCAACGGGUUCAUACCAACGCCCCGUUGGUGAUAUAUCUGCACACUCAGUCGCACAAACAACUGUAUCAGUGGUGUUGAAGCAGAUCACCAAUUUACUAAACUUGCCCCACAUGCAAGCGAAAUAUAUUAAGUUUCCUCAAACUUCUGAGGAAAGGCGUGAAAUCAUGAUACGAUUCUCCAAUAAGUUUCAAAUGCCAGGAGUUUUGGGAUGCAUUGAUUGCACUCAUGUGGCAAUUGUUUCCCCCGAGGAAAAUGAGGAGAGAUAUUACUGCAGGAAACAGUAUCACUCACUAAAUGUCCAGUUGAUUAGUAAUGCAGAUAUGCAAAUCAUGAGUGUGGAUGCUAGUUUUGGUGGAGCUACUCAUGAUUCUUUUAUAUGGGCAAACCAUCCCAUAAAGGAUCACAUGGAGGUUAUUAGCAGAAAUGAAGCUAUAUGGUUACUUGGUGAUUCUGGGUACCCACUGAGAAGGUACUUGAUGACACCAAUUACUGAUACUAGUCCGGACACUCCAGAAGCUCAUUACACCUAUCUGCAUGUCCGGACAAGAAAUGUGGUUGAGAGGACCAUUGGUCUCCUAAAGGCUAGAUUCAGGUGUUUACUUGUACACAGAGUAUUACAUUAUUCUCCCCCUGUGGCAGCGUUUAUUGUAAAUGCUUGUGUAAUAUUACACAAUAUUUGCAAUAGUAGGAAUAUCCCUGUACAAGUACUAACCAAUGAAGAGGCUUUAUUAGAGAUAUCUCGGCAAGCUGACAAUGACACUCACCAACAACCACCACGUUCUGCCACCUCCAGCAAUAACAGGGAGCUCAAUGAAGGGCUAAGUAUCAGGAGAGCCCUCGUCUCCCGUCUGUGGUCCUCUCGAUCCCAUGCUCCUAUAAAUUAAGAUUUUUAGAUUAAGUAAUGGCAUUUCUUUACAAUUAUUAUUUCUGUUUAGAAAAUUUUAUUUAGUUCAUUAUUGUUAGGUAAGUAGAUAUUAAUUAUUUUAAGGCAAAUUUUUGUAUCAUAAAGUUUUAAUGAAAAUAAAAUUCUUGAGUAGG